CCGCGCCCCCGCCGCUGCCGCCGCCGCCUCCGCUUCCUCCGAGGGGGGCCCAGGCCCAGCCGCCGCCGCCGCCGCCGCCGUCGCCUCCGAGCUCCGCCGCCGCCGCCGAGCACCAUGGGAGACGCCGGGAGCGAGCGCAGCAAAGCGCCCAGCCUGCCGCCUCGCUGUCCCUGCGGCUUCUGGGGGUCCAGCAAGACUAUGAAUCUCUGUUCCAAAUGCUUUGCUGAUUUUCAAAAGAAACAACCAGAUGAUGAUUCCACCCCAAGUACAAGUAACAGCCAAUCAGAUUUGUUUUCUGAAGAGACCACCAGUGACAACAGCAAUACCUCCGUAACCACGCCAACUCUUAGUCCCAGCCAGCAGUCGCUCCCGACAGAACUGAAUGUAACUUCACCGAGUGAAGAGGAAUGUGGGCCAUGCACAGACACAGCUCAUGUCUCGUUAAUCACACCAACCAAAAGAUCCUGUGGUGCAGAUUCACAGUCCGAGAGCGAGGCUUCACCCGUGAAACGACCGCGACUCGUAGAGAACCCCGAGCGGCCUGAGGAGAGCGGCCGGUCGAAGCAGAAGAGCCGGCGCCGGUGCUUUCAGUGCCAGACGAAGCUGGAGCUGGUACAGCAGGAACUGGGCUCCUGUCGCUGUGGGUACGUGUUCUGCAUGUUACAUCGCCUCCCAGAGCAGCACGACUGUACGUUCGACCACAUGGGCCGUGGCCGCGAGGAAGCCAUCAUGAAAAUGGUGAAACUGGACCGGAAAGUGGGGCGCUCCUGCCAGCGCAUCGGGGAGGGGUGCUCCUGAAGGCCAGGCACGGCCACCACACGACGCUGUUCUUAGUUCACUAAUGUUAGCCUUAUUUAGGACAAAGUCAGCCAGACACCUUGUACUGGGCACGCGUCAGACUACAGCCGGCCGUCUUCUUUCUUUAGCCAGCCAUCCUGGUACUGUAGUUUAGGGGUUGAUGGUGGAUGAAAUUGAUGUCUGGCUGGUUACUAAGGUGCCUGCUAGCCAUUGUAUAAAAUUAAAACAUGAAGACUAUUUGUUUUGAGCAUGGCUAGUGGAUUCACAACAACACAUGCCUGUCACUGCUGGAGUCGCACUUACAAAGCCUUAAGCGGAAAGUGUCCAGAGCAGACCGAGGCAGCAGGGCAGGUGCAGGCCGCGCCGCCCACGCGGGCGGCUUUGACAGAAACUCUUCCAUGUUCGGCCUUUCACCUCUUCACUUUCGCUUGGUCCCAGCAGGACCUGAUGGCCACGCGUGCCUUGGCCACAGGAAGCUGCUGAGACCGACCACGUGGCCGGGCUGGGCUGGGCCCUCACUCUCCCUCAGCGCUGGAAGUCAGGGUGGGGACAGAUUCUAUGGAGGAAGCUUUUUGAACCUGUUGUUACGGGGAAACUCAUCACACAAGGAGAGAGACAACUCCACUUUGAAAAUUAGCUCCCCUCAAGCCUAGUCCAUGCACGGUCCCCACCUUUUCUGCACAGGAUCCGUGGUUGUGACCCGGCUGUGGCUGUCGCUUGCCGAGAGCAUUGGUGUUGCUCCUGGCAGGCCUGUGGCUGAGGCCCUCACCUGGGCCUUGGAGUUUGAAAAGAUGUCCAUGGCCACGAGAGUCAGUGAGCGCACAGGGGAUCUGCUGCUGUCCUUCCUGGCAGGAGUCUCCUCUUGUUUCUAUGCAGCCAUAGUUUGAGGACAACCAGGCCAACAACCUCAGGACAAGUUCAGGAAGGAAAGACAGUGGACUGCAUGGGACCCUGGUGUGGCUCUAGAACGUUGAGUGGUGGCUGUGGGUGGGAGGCAGCUCUCAGCUUGGGCCUGAACGGGGCUGGUUAGAAACCACUCAGGGGGGCGGGGCGGGGCGAUUCUGGGAGUCCCUGGAAAGCCUGGGUCAGGUUUAAGUGCCACACCGUGCGUGCAUCUGUCCCAGAUCGCGGCUUGGCCGGAGCUGUCCACGUCUGACUGCUGAGUGGUUUAGCCGUGACUUUCCUUUGUGUAGGUGAGCAAGGUCUGCUUCCCAGAUGAACAGAUCUGCAAGUAUAAUGUUGUGAUCCAAGAUAGCGAAUAGGAAAUCAUGUUCUUCCCACCCUGCACCCAGUCUGCACCCCAGCAGAGGGGACCCAGUGCAGAAGCUCCAGCCUUAAUUCUUGCUUCAGGACCCAGACCAGCCCCUCACUCGAGGGCAGCCCAGGGUACGGUGCAGGUCUGCCUAGCGUUUACCACUGCUGUUAAGCCACAGCCCUCUGGCCCCACAUGGCCGUCCUCGGUGAGGCGCCGUGUACCCUUCUUAGGCCCUCAGGUCCCCAGAGCACUAGGAGGGGGUGCUGGGGACCAUGUGCCCAGGGACCGCAGCCAGGUUCACGCCUGCUGGGAGAGCUGGGCAGGGGAGGAAGGGCUUGUUCCCUACAGUAUCUGUUCUGUGAAGUUUGUUAAAUGUAAGGGAAGCUGAAAUUCUUGUAUCUUAAAGAGGAAAUCUUAUUUAACCCUUUGUGUCCUAGAUUGACUUACACACAUAGCCUAGAGCUCAGUUUUAGUUUAACAUUGUGGAAAUAUUAAAAGAAUCUUGUAACUUUAUUCUUUUUUUUUCUCCUGCUGAAACAAAUUAAACCAAUCGUAUGGACA
This is a messenger RNA of Rattus rattus (black rat), 2614 nucleotides long. It is a transcript of the gene Zfand3, whose product is annotated as zinc finger AN1-type containing 3. The transcript is spliced from 6 exons. Gene Ontology annotation, molecular function: DNA binding; zinc ion binding. The record is from RefSeq and is a predicted model, not a curated record. Lineage: Eukaryota; Metazoa; Chordata; Mammalia; Rodentia; Muridae. The coding region runs from base 115 to 798 and encodes 227 amino acids.